Molecule: messenger RNA, 991 nt
Organism: Daucus carota subsp. sativus
Lineage: Eukaryota; Viridiplantae; Streptophyta; Magnoliopsida; Apiales; Apiaceae
Product: transmembrane emp24 domain-containing protein p24beta3-like
Exons: 4
Coding region: 128-763 (211 amino acids)
Biological process (GO): endoplasmic reticulum to Golgi vesicle-mediated transport; intracellular protein transport; Golgi organization
Cellular component (GO): COPII-coated ER to Golgi transport vesicle; Golgi apparatus; endoplasmic reticulum-Golgi intermediate compartment
Source: RefSeq, a predicted model, not a curated record
CUUAAACUCUUCCCUUUGCGUUAUCUCUCUGCUCAGACCCCAUAACAAAACUCACAGACCUCGAGUCAAUUACACAUAACCUAUACACACAAAUUAUUUGUAUUUGUAUCUAUAGCUUUAUACUUCAAUGGAGGAGAGGAAGAGAUGUGUGCUAGGGUUUCUUCUCCUCUUUUUCACUUUAAUUCGCGAUUUAUCAGCGCUAUCAAUCACCGUUAACGACGUCGAGUGCGUUUACGAGUACGUUCUAUACGAAGGCGAUACAAUCUCCGGUAAUUUCGUUGUUGUUGAUCACGAUAUCUUUUGGGGCUCCGAUCAUCCCGGCAUCGAUUUGAUUGUAACAUCUCCUGGGGGUAAUACGGUUCAUACACUGAAGGGUACAUCUGGAGACAAAUUUGCGUUUAAGGCACCUCGAGGUGGAAUGUACAAAUUCUGCUUUCACAAUUCGUACUCAACUCCAGAGACCGUCUCUUUCUACAUACAUGUUGGCCAUAUCCCCAAUGAGCACGACCUUGCUAAAGAUGAACAUUUAGACCCUAUUAACGUAAAAAUUGCCGAGUUAAGGGAGGCACUUGAAUCAAUUACAGCGGAGCAGAGGUACUUGAGGGCACGUGAUUAUCGUCAUCGGCACACUAAUGAGAGCACACGGAGGCGUGUUAUUGUUUAUUCAAUUGGAGAGUACGUCUUGUUGGCACUAGCCAGCGGACUUCAGGUUGCCUAUAUACGAAGACUCUUCAGCAAGUCAGUUGCAUACAACCGUGUGUAAGGUGUGCAUUUCAGCUUAUGGCUAGGUAUAGUGACACAAUAGGAAGUUUUCCAGGCCUGGUUUAUGUGGUACCAUGCAGAGAAGCAAUCUUAGGAAAAUCUUGUGUACUAUUUAAGCAGAUCGAAGCGUCAUAAUACUAUUUAUUUACUUCUUUUCUCUUCCUUUUUAUUUUUCCAUUUGUAUCAAACUUUUAUGGGUAACAUAAUUAAUUUACACAAGUUUAUUGGA